GCACAGUGAAUGAAUAUUUUAAAGAAAUCGAAAGUGAAGAAAACUGACCUUCAAUAAAUGAAAAAGAAAAGUUUUUUAAUUUAAAUAAAUAAUUUGUGUUAAAUUUAGCAAAUUAAACUGUGGCGAUUAAAUUUUAAACAAAUAACAAGGUUACACCAAGAUUAAAAGAACAACUUUAUGAAAUAACAUUAUAUUAUAUUGGAUAUUCUGCAAACAAAUAAGGAUAAUUCUGAUGUACCCUACAUGGAUUUGUAGUGAAAUAUAAAAAGACGUUACACAACAAACUCAAACUAUGUUUCCUCUGAACUGCAUCACACCCAAUUAUGAAAAAACAAAACACCACUGAGCCUUGUAUUGGUGACAAGGCAAAAAGUUCCCUCAUCAGCACACUACUCAUAUGUCUAUUGAUCCAAAAUGUUUCUUCAAGCAUUUGUCCAUCUUCAGAAGAAAUUCUUCCAUGCCGAUGUACCGUUCAAGAAAAAGAAAUACAUAUAUGGUGUUCACAUAGCAGCUUACCACAAAUUCUAAGCAGUAUCAAAGCAAUCGAAACAUACAUCAAGACUCCAAUAGAUGAACUUGUUUUGGAAAACAAUCAACUCCCAGCACUGCCAGGACGAUUUUUUGGCUCAUUACAAAUAGUUCGUUUAAUGCUUCGUCACAAUGGUGUAGAACGUGUUUCUAGUGGAUGGCUUAAUGAGUUAGAAAAUAGUCUUGUUGAGGUCUUUAUAGUUGAACCACGACUACGUAGCAUCCCAGGAGAAAGUCUAAAUGGUUUAAUAAAUCUCAUAGCCAUAACAAUUCAAAGUAAUGAGCUUAAAUACUUGCCUGAUUUUUCAGGACUCCUCAGUCUUAUGUACUUAAAUGUUCAGACUAAAGUCCUAACCGAGUUACAACCGCAAAUAUUUCGUCAUUUGCCAAAAUUACAACACAUUCACAUAAACGGUGGACCCAAUCUUAAUCGAUUACAGCCGGGACUAUUUAAAGACCUUGUUUCUGUGAAGACAAUUGAUUUGGCAAAGAAUGGAAUCAAUUGGAUACAUCUUCAAGGGUUAUAUCGAUUGCCGAAUCUUAUAAGCCUAAAGUUAUCUCACAAUGACGUAAGUGAUGUAACUAUGGUAAGUCGGUUGAUCAAAGGUCUUGGAAGUCUCAAAAAUCUGCGAUUAGACCACAACAUUGUGAAUAUUCUUUCAGAAAAUUCAUUCGUCGAUCUACCGAGCUUGACCGAAUUAUACCUCAAUGACAAUCAAAUUACUGAAAUUAAAUAUGGUGCUUUCUAUAGAACACCGAAUCUUAAAAGAGUCUACUUGCACAAUAAUCAUAUAAAGAAAAUCCACCCAGAGUCAUUUUUGCAGAAAUCCGGAACUGGCAUUGAGAACCUUUUUAUCUAUCAUAACGAGAUUGAACGCGUUGAUGAACUAAGAUCUCUUCUAGACUCUUUACCGACUCUGAAAUUCCUAGAUAUAAGCAAUAAUAACCUGGAAAGUAUUCCAUUUGGUGAGCUGAGAGGACAUGGAACACUAGAACAACUACAUUUAAACAACAAUAAUAUUCGAUCUAUUGGAAGAGAUGCUUUUAUGGCAAUGCCAGCUUUGAGAGAGCUUCGAUUAAGGAAUAACAGCCUUUCGGAAAAUUUACCAAGACCGUUUUGGAAUCUUCCCGGACUUAUGGGUCUCGAUUUAUCACAAAAUCUUUUAGAGAUCAUUGAUUCAUCACUUCUUGAUGGUCUUCCAUCCUUACGAAGACUAGAUUUGAGUGAAAACCGUCUAAGCAAGAUUAACCCAGACGCUUUUGAAAAUAAUCCAUUGCUAGAAACACUCAAUAUUUCGUCCAAUGGAAUUUCAUAUGUACAUCCUGAUACAUUUCGCAAUCUAAAUAGACUUUUUGAAGUCGACGCUAGCAUCAAUCGAAUGACCGAAUUCAUUGCCGGUCUUCCAAAUAUUGUAGAAAGAAUUUCCAUUAGGAAUAAUAUAAUCUCCAGUCUCCAUCCAACAAUUGGGAAAUUACCAAAUUUACGAAUGUUGGAUUUGAGUCAGAAUAAAAUCGAACACAUUCCAAGGAGAACAUUUCAAAUGACCACUGAGUUGCGAGUUCUAAGCCUUGCAGACAAUAAUCUUCGUAGUCUAGAUGGGAGUACCUUCGAAGGCGGGGAACGUAUCGAGCUAUUGAAUUUGCAAAAUAAUGAUUUAACAGAAAUCGAGGAUUACACAUUUUCUCUGAUGCAUAAUUUGAGAAAUUUGAAUUUGAAUGGCAAUAAAUUAGAGGCAAUUUCAGAUAAUAUGUUUGGCAAUAAUACAAAAUUAGAGCAGUUAAAUUUGGCAUUGAAUGUUAUUUGGAAUGUAUCGAACAGUGCAUUUGAGCAUCAGAAUUCAUUGGAAUAUUUGGAUUUAUCGGGUAAUAGAUUGAGUGGUAUGUCGGUGACGUUGGCCCGACUAAAGAGCAUACGUGAUGUUGAUUUGAGCUACAAUAACAUUGCCCAACUACGAACUGAUGUUUUGUCAGCUUGGAAAAAUGUCGAAGAAAUACGUCUUUCUAAUAAUCUUAUAACAUCAAUUCCAAGUGGAACGUUUCAAAAUCUGCCAAAGCUGCAAUAUCUUGAUUUAUCAAGCAAUGAAAUAAGUUCUUUUGAAACAGGUGCAGCGAAGAAUCUGCGAGAACUUCAAGAACUUGUAUUGGCUGAUAAUAAAAUAGUCGAUUUGAAACAUCGAGUUUUUGAAAAUCUACCCAAUUUAUUGGCAUUGCAUUUGCAACAUAAUCUGCUAAGAUUUAUUGCUCCAGAUAGUUUUUUUGAAUCGCCUUCGAUAGUGUUUUUGAAUUUGUCAAAUAAUAAUUUUUAUUCAAUGGAUAAUGUAGGAUUGCAUAAUAUGAAAAAUCUUGAAGUGCUUGAUUUGUCUAACAAUGCAAUAAGGAGUGUUUCUACAUUGCCAUUGCGAUCAUUAAGCUGGCUUGUGGAACUCAAAAUGGACAAUAAUCAGAUAUGUAAAGUACAGGGAUAUCCGUUUGAAGUAAUGCCAAGGCUAAGAGUUUUGUCGCUUCGAAAUAAUAAUUUCAGGACAUUAUAUGAGAAAACAUUUUCAACUCUUCGUGGGAACAUAGCAAUACUUGACCUUGAUGGAAACCCAAUGGUAUGUUCCUGUACAGUACAAUGGCUAAGUGCAUGGUUAGAAGAGACAGGUUUUCCAUAUCCCGGUCCAACAUGUCAAGAUGGCCAACUUUUACGAAACUUACGAACUGAGAAAAUGAAUUGCACCGAUGAUCAAAGAUCUUCAAACUAUCUGCCUCUAUACAACGAACAUGGUGAUGUAUUCAUGGGAGAAGGUCGAAAUGAGUUUAGGGAUGAAUGUGAUGCCCUGGGAGUUGAAGUUGAAAAUUACACUAGACCACUGCACACUGAUAGUGACUAUUUUUAUGAUCAAUUUGUUGAUUAUCCAGCAUUUAAUAAUACACUUUAUAGUGGUACUAAUAAUACCUCUUCUAAUCCGAAACCCUUAUCGGUGAAUCUUAAUAACGUUGCUCCAGCUUUAACUCACAAUAAUCCGAAUAUUCAUGGAAAUAUUGAUUUGACUAAAACUUUGUUGAAUACCAGUAUUCUAAACAGAUAUCCACUGAUACAACAACCACAGUCGCCGUUUACCUUCUUUGGCUAUCCGAUUCCUGCAUUAGGGAUGGGUGGAUUUUUGGGAUCUAAUUCACGCCGAGAUCAUGGCUACACAAAACUAGAAUCAACCAGAGGCAAGGUUCGAAUGCUUAAAGAUCCCUCUAGCAGUGAACUUGAGAAAUAUCUUGCACAAAAGACACAAUACCAUGGGAUCACAUCUCGCAGUCGGGGGGCUGCCGAGCCUGGAUCUGAAGAAUCGGGAAGCAAUGAAAAUCCUAACGUUUUUAAGACGUCACUCACUGAACCGCAUGUUCAAAAAGGUGGUUUUAAACCCAUUAUGCCAGAGCAUUUCGGUGGGUUCAUUCCCAUGACACCAACUUCAACCAAACAAAGUACCAAAAUUUACUUUGAACCAGAUGAAACGGAUGUAAUGCCAGUAAAUAACACAAGUGACACAAGUUCAGAAUCGUUUAUUUCCCUAGAAGAACCAACAACAACAUUAAAACCUUUGCCAUCCUACACGUAUUAUGUUACUGAAGAAGAGGCUCCAACGACAACUUCUAAGCCGGAAUUACAUUCAUUUGAAAGGAAAUUUGUAACCACAUCAGAAGCACCAAUAAGAGUAAGACCAGCGAAAGAUUCAUUUGAAAGGAAGUCAUUUAUCACAGAGAGUUCAAUACAAAUAAACUCGGAGUCAGAAGAAAUUCUCCUUGAAACAACCACUACCAAGACAAUUCUUUUGAUACCUCCUGAAGAAGAAUUGCAAAUUCCAUCAUACAAGGGUCUCUCAUCAAGGGAAUCAUCAUCUGCUUCUAUUAGUACAGAAAGGCAUGAUUCAAAUUCAAUAGAACACAUAACUCCGAGAAUUUUAAGCGGAAGACCAUCGAUUACAAAAGUUUUCACAGCUCAAACUCUUCAACAAUACUUGCCUUCAACUGAAGAAUAUUCAAAUUUAGAUUUAAUCGAUAAAAAAUCAAAGUAUGAAGCUGAUGUUCCUGUAACAGCUCCAUAUAAUAGAGAGUCAAAUAUUGCAAGGAAAGACGGAAUGGAUUGGUAUUAUAAAACCUAUAAAAAUCGAAAUCGUCUUGAACGACAUGAGAGAUUAGAAAACUCUUUUUAUAAUAAAAGUUCUAUAGUUUGUACAUCAAGUCUUUUAAUGAUUAUAUUAAAUUAUUUGUUAUAUUUAAAUUAAAAUUGAAAAUAAAUCUACGGCGAAUAUUUAUG
Molecule: messenger RNA, 4819 nt
Organism: Episyrphus balteatus (marmalade hoverfly)
Lineage: Eukaryota; Metazoa; Arthropoda; Insecta; Diptera; Syrphidae
Gene: atk
Product: protein artichoke
Exons: 5
Coding region: 324-4787 (1487 amino acids)
Molecular function (GO): protein binding
Source: RefSeq, a predicted model, not a curated record